AGAAGAGGCGGGGUCACGGGGCAGCGACCGCGGGCGCGAAGGGCCGGCCUGGGGUCCCCGGCGCGCGCCCCGCGUGCUCGGCCCGGCGGCGGCCCCGGCAGGGGUCCCCAGGGGCCGGGAGCAGGGCCUAUGGGCGGCUUCGUGGCGGGGCCCGACUGCUGCGGAGGCCUCUGCAACAUGGACUUCAGGCAGACCUCUGCGUUAUGACCUGGCUGCUGGGCUACGUGGACCCCUCAGAUCCCCACUUUGUGGCUGCUGUCCUAGCCAUCACUUUCAAUCCGCUCUUCUGGAAUGUGGUCGCGAGAUGGGAACAGAAAACCCACAAGCUGAGCAAGGCCUUUGGCUCCCCCUACCUGGCCUGCUACUCCUUGGGGGGUGCUAUUCUGCUCCUGAACAUCCUGCGCUCACACUGCUUCACACAGGCCAUGCUGAGCCAGCCCAAGAUGGAAAGCCUGGAUAACCCCACAGCCCACCGCGUGGCCCUCAUGCUCCUGGGAGUGGGCAGCACACUCGUGCUCUCCAGCUUCUUGGCACUGGGCUUCACCGGGACCUUCCUAGGUGAUUACUUUGGGAUCCUCAAGGAGGCGAGAGUGACCACGUUCCCGUUCAGCGUCCUGGACAACCCCAUGUACUGGGGCAGCACAGCCAACUACCUGGGUUGGGCCCUCAUGCACGCCAGCCCCACCGGCCUGCUGCUGACUGCGGUUGUGGCCCUCAUCUACAUGACCGCCCUGCUGUUUGAGGAGCCCUUCACUGCUGAGAUCUACCGGCAGAAAGCCUCCCAGUCCUACAGGAGACGCUGACUGGGCCUGCAGCCACUCUGCUGAGGGCCUGCCACCUGCCAGCUCGCCAGGAUGCCAAGCCCUGUGAUGGGAGAAGGGCGCCGGCCACAGCUCGGAGCUCGCGAGGGCAUGGGCUGCUCCAGCCACUGUCCUGGGGGCCUGAACAUGCUGUCGUGUGGCCACUGAGCCCCCUGACCCGCUGCCCCCACCACAUCCCAAAUCACUAAUAAAGGUGCCCUGACCC
Manis pentadactyla (Chinese pangolin) is the source of this 1026-nucleotide messenger RNA. It is a transcript of the gene PEMT, whose product is annotated as phosphatidylethanolamine N-methyltransferase. The transcript has 7 exons. The record is from RefSeq and is a predicted model, not a curated record. Gene Ontology annotation, biological process: phosphatidylcholine biosynthetic process. Gene Ontology annotation, molecular function: phosphatidylethanolamine N-methyltransferase activity. NCBI's taxonomy places the organism in Eukaryota, Metazoa, Chordata, Mammalia, Pholidota, Manidae. Bases 204 to 803 code for a protein of 199 amino acids.